ACGAUGCAAUCGCAACACGAGCAACGACGCGAAAUCGCCGCCGAUUGCUGCUAUCAGCAAUGGCCAGCGCAUUAUCACCAUCAUCAUCAUCAGCAGCAGCAGCAGCAGCAACAGCAGCAGCAGCAGCAGCAGCAGCAUCACCACCACCACUAUCACCACCACCACCAACACUAUCAGCAUCAGCAUCAGCAUCUGCCAGCUGUACCAUCGCCGAUGCAACAAAUGGAAGCCUGUUUGCAAAGCGCCGGAAGAGUAAAAAGAUCUCGCAGUCCCAAUCAUCCGAUAAAAGCCAUUUUGCCAAUUCACUCGACGAAUUCGGCGAAUUCGAUUUCCCCUGCAACUGUCACAAUGGAAUCGCGCAACGACAGCAACAACAACAAUAGUCAUCACAGUGACCAUCAUCCGAGUGAGGACGGUGGAUCCUCCGCCGAAGAAUCGGCUGUGAAACGGCCGCUUCAUUCGGCAUUACUCGGUGCAGGCGCCGCUCUGGAGGCAAAGCCGCUCUGGGAGGAAUUCCAUCAGCUGGGCACCGAGAUGAUCGUUACGAAAGCCGGACGAAGAAUGUUCCCCACGUUUCAGUGUCGAUUGUUCGGUUUGGAGCCCAACACGGAGUAUCUGAUGGUGAUGGAUUUUGUCCCGUGUGAUGACAAGAGAUACCGAUACGCUUUCCACAGCAGCGCCUGGGUCGUGGCGGGUCGAGCCGAUCCCGUAUCACCCCCCAGGAUCCACGUGCAUCCCGAUAGUCCUGCGAGUGGCGCUCAUUGGAUGAAGCAGCCAAUUUCCUUCGACAAGUUAAAACUGACCAACAAUCAGCUUGACGAUAACGGACACAUUAUCCUGAACUCGAUGCACCGUUAUCAGCCGCGCUGCCACGUGGUGGUCGCUCCCUCGCCACCGGGCUCGGCGCCGGAUCCCCGCACGGAAAACUUCAAGACGUUUUCCUUCCCGGAAACUAGGUUCACCGCGGUCACCGCGUACCAAAAUCAUCGGAUAACGCAGCUCAAGAUCGCCAGUAACCCGUUCGCCAAGGGCUUCCGGGAUUGCGAGUCGGACGAGUGCGACGGCGUGGCGGCCGUCGCGGUCGGCGGGAUGUCAAAUCCCGCCAAAAGGCCCGCCACGGGAGCCGCGAGUGGCGCGGGUGCCAUUCUCCCUGCAUCUGCAGGUUACAACGCGAUGCCGAUUCCGGGUGCAUCGAUGCAUCAGAUUCCGGGUGUAUCUGCCACAUCUCAGGAGCACCAUCAGUUCUACGGUGCAACGGGCGGUGCAGGUAGCCAUUGGACGCAUUACUCGAGUCAUCAUGGACAAUCGUCAGCGCAUACGGUCAACGCGGUCCAUUAUCCGCAGCAUGCGCAUUCGAGCGCGUCUCUCUACGGGCCACGAUAACCGCGUAGAUUCGCUAUUCGCUAUUCGCGAUUCGUGCAGCGACCGAUUCUCUCUCAUCUUAUUUAUAAUGACUUUGUCGUUACAUCCGUCUUUGUUACAUUCGAAAAAUACUGGAAAAACAGUUACCAAAAGAUAUAUCCGUAUCAUUCGCGGCCGACUUUUUCUUACAAGUUUAUAUAAAAAGAAUCAAUUCGCAUAAAAUGUCAUGAUUUCAGGAUUUCAAUUAAAAGAUGACCAUUUUUACGCGCACGCGUGUACGUAUAUCUAUGUAUGUUAUGUGUUUUGGAGUAAUUUUGCGUGUAACGACAAUUUUCGAUUUAAGCUUAUUUAAUUUAACAGAUAAUGAGAGUGAGGAUAUAGUUUAUAAAUGAUAAAUCAUUAUAUUUUUACGCGUAUAUAUAUAGUCUCGUUACUCGAUUUGCUGAGUUACUCAAUGAUGUAACCUGUAACUUGUAUCAAGGAUUGUGCCAAUAUCUGAUCGUGAGUUAAAUUAUGAAUAAUUAGCUAGACGAUACGCGCGCAUAUACCGUUGAUGACAUCAACAUACUUUUACAAAGUGCUAACGUGCGUCUGCACGCGAUAUUAAAAUUAUCAAUAAAUUAAAGACAAUUACGAAACACGCA
Molecule: messenger RNA, 2006 nt
Organism: Wasmannia auropunctata (little fire ant)
Lineage: Eukaryota; Metazoa; Arthropoda; Insecta; Hymenoptera; Formicidae
Product: T-box transcription factor TBX1-A
Exons: 4
Coding region: 4-1383 (459 amino acids)
Biological process (GO): positive regulation of DNA-templated transcription; cell fate specification; regulation of transcription by RNA polymerase II
Cellular component (GO): nucleus
Molecular function (GO): DNA-binding transcription factor activity, RNA polymerase II-specific; RNA polymerase II cis-regulatory region sequence-specific DNA binding
Source: RefSeq, a predicted model, not a curated record